AUGCCCGCGAAUGCAGGGAUGCAAAGCGACCCCAUCGUUGACACUCCCUGGCAGUUUCGGAUGUUGGGAGAGACGCAUUGCGCCAACGUCCCCGAUGCGAUAGGGGACUACGCCCCGGAAUCUAAUUCCGAAAGGCCGCGCGCGAUGCAUGCUCCGGGGACGUGCUGGGGAUUCGGUCGUGUGUUAGCGAUGGGCUGGUUGAGAGGGAAGAGAGUAUAUAAGAAGGACAGGCAAGAACUCGAUGUAAUUCCCAUUCUAAACCAACACUUUUCCUACAAAUCUACAACACAACACAACCCAACACCACCACCACCACCACCACCACCAAAGAAAAUGCCAAACCUCCUCGUCAUCUUCGGCAUAACCGGCCACCAAGGCACCUCGCUCGCCACAAAAAUCCACACCCACCCCACCCUCUCCAAACAAUACACCCUCCGCGGCCUGACCCGCGACCCAACCCAGCCCCGCGCCGCCGCCCUCUCCGCCCUCGGCAUCCCCCUCUUCACCACCGACCCCACCUCCCCAUCCUCCCUCGCCGCCGCCCUCGAAGGCGCCCACACAGUCUUCAUCAUGACAUCCACGUCCUACGCCCCAGGCGGACAUGCCGCCGAGCGCACGCUGGCCCUGCGCAUCGUAGACGCGUGUGUUGCUGCGGGCGCACGGUUCCUCGUGUGGAGCGGGGUGCCGAGUCCGGCGGAGGUGUCGGGUGGGGCGGUGAGUGUGGAGGCGUGGGAGGUCAAGGCUGAUGUGGGGCGGUAUAUACGUGGGCUGGAGAAGGAGGGGAAGGGGGUGCGCAGCGGGGUGUAUGCGCCCGGGUAUUAUAUGCAGAAUAUGGGUGGGUAUGAGGCGGUGCGGGAGCGGGAGGGGGAUGGGGUGUUGGUGGUUAGGGGGUAUAUUUGUGCGGAGACGAGGGUGCCGAUGGUGGAUGUGGCGGGGGAUACGGGGGAGUUUGUGGGGGCGAUGUUGGAGGUGUGGGCUGCGGGGGGGUGGUGGAGUGUUGCGGAGCGGGUGGAGGUUAUGGGGAGGGUGCUUGGGCGGGAGGUUGUGUAUGAGCGGGUGGGUCGGGAGGAGUGGUUGGCGGGGGUGCCGGGGGAGGUUGCGCGGGAGGGGAUGGGGAAUAUGUAUGAUUAUAUUGAGCGGUAUGGGUAUUUUGGGCCGGAUGGGGAGGAGCUGGUGAGGGAGAGUGCGAAGCUUGUUAAGGGGAAACUUACGUCGUUGGAGGAGUAUCUUGUUAGGGAGCCUUUGAAGGUGUAG
Molecule: messenger RNA, 1254 nt
Organism: Pseudovirgaria hyperparasitica
Lineage: Eukaryota; Fungi; Ascomycota; Dothideomycetes; Acrospermales; Acrospermaceae
Product: NAD(P)-binding protein
Exons: 2
Coding region: 1-1254 (417 amino acids)
Source: RefSeq, a predicted model, not a curated record